GUGUUUUUGGGCACUUUUUGCUGUGGUAUGACACAUACAUCAUAAGCCUGGCCUAAGUAACAGAGUGAUAACUGCAGUUCCCAGUGAAAGGCUCUGCUUUAAGAUUCAAGCAAAACGUUCGAAGUGCUUCACCAAAGAAGGAUGUGGUCUGUUGUCACAGCAACCCAGCCUUUCAGCCAAACCAUCAACAGGGUAAACAAGAUUGCCAACAAACACUACAAUGUAGAUUAAACAGUCGCACACAAACACACAAACACAGGCCACUGCAGCCAUGAGUUCCUAAGCACUGCUGCUUGGACACCAGCAAACGUCUGUAAACUGAAAAGCUUUUGUGUUGGUAAUCCCUUUGAGGCAGCAGUCAGGCUAGCAGGCGAGUAAUUCUGUCAGAGCGGCAGGGCUCCUUGAUGGUUUUAUUACACUUGGGGACCCAGAGAUGUCAGGGUUAGGUUUCACUUGAUUUCAUUUGUGGUAGGCAGGUGUGAGAGAGAGAGAGACGAGGUUUAUAACAAAUAGAAGUUGCUUAUAGUACUAUUACAGUACAGGGACCAACAGAGUUCAAUAAAAAUGGAGACUGGCGAGAAAGCUGAGAAAACAAAAAGUCAGUCUGGUAGCGUAGAGAAGAUUAGGACGAGUUUGUUUCAUCGCCUUCUGGAUAAGAGGAUGCUGCUGAAUCCCAAGGAAGAAAUGAAGUUCCUGCUUCAUCGGCUAAUAUUUAUUGCCAGAAUAUCACCCGAGCUGGCUGACAAAAGGGACCUCGGAGGAUAUUAUGAGCAGCUUUACCAGGACCUGCAGCGUUACUAUCAGGGCGAUGGUGUGACUGGCCUACUUCUGCUCUACCCCUCCUACAUUCUACACAUUGUGGAGUCUUCCAAUGAUGUUCUUUUUUCUGUACUGCGGGAUCUGGUACACAUGCAGCGGCAAGGACACAGUGCCCUUAUUCUGGAGCCUCGGAUCCUGGUGAUCUCUCAUGACAUUCCCAACAGGCUGUUUCAGCAGUGGAGCUACAAGGUCCUAAGCGUCCCAGCCAGGAGGCUGGCAGCGGCAGAGCAAACCGAGUCACACGAGAAACUAGUGAGCGAAUCCCUGACCAUGCUCAUGAAACUGGGGGUGGAAAUGCUCAAGACUCCCAAGCGUUCUAAAAACUCAGCUGAUUCUGUCCUGGACAAGGAGCCCGAGCUGAUCGUUCCCCAGGACAACAUUGAGCAGCUGCUGAAGAAUGAGGCUCUGUUGACUCCUCUGCAGUAUCUAGAUACUUAUGACUGUCCGAUCAAUGUGGUCAUGGAUUCUGGGCAUGUGUUUGGAAGCUCCAACCCAACCACAGUUUAAGUUGUGGUUGAAAGACCGUGUUUGGCCACCAUAUGAGCACUUUCUUCCCAUCCCAUGAAUGUGCUAUACCACAGUAUGUCUGCAUUAGUCAGAUUAUUUAUGCUGUACAGGAAUCACUGUUUUGGAGAGACCUGGAAAUGUACAGCAUGUUAUUUUAAUGUAUUCAUGUCAAUGCUUUAUUUUUUAAGACUUAUGGUAAACAUAAUUGCAUUAUGUUAGCAUGUAAAUAUUACAGUUGAGCCUGGUCAGUGACACAGAUGGAAAAAAAAAUACAAAGUAAUGCAGCAAAUAUAUUCUUACUGCACAAUCAUUAGCCCUCUCAAAGAGAUGAUACAUUAAUGUUUAGAUGAUGUUAAAAAAAAAAAGCUUUUGUGAUUAUCAAAUUUAACACACAACAAUAAUAGUUUUGCUUGUUACCUUAGAUUCUGUUCCAGCAUUUUUGGGUACUUUAACAUUUAGAAAAAUUGAAUAAAAUGUUUUAUUUAAACCA
Molecule: messenger RNA, 1816 nt
Organism: Acipenser ruthenus (sterlet)
Lineage: Eukaryota; Metazoa; Chordata; Actinopteri; Acipenseriformes; Acipenseridae
Product: testis-expressed protein 47
Exons: 8
Coding region: 565-1326 (253 amino acids)
Molecular function (GO): blue light photoreceptor activity; FAD binding
Source: RefSeq, a predicted model, not a curated record